Messenger RNA from Bombyx mandarina (wild silkworm), 2214 nucleotides. Its product is annotated as putative 4-coumarate--CoA ligase 1. The record is from RefSeq and is a predicted model, not a curated record. Lineage: Eukaryota; Metazoa; Arthropoda; Insecta; Lepidoptera; Bombycidae. Gene Ontology annotation, biological process: long-chain fatty acid metabolic process; fatty-acyl-CoA biosynthetic process. Gene Ontology annotation, molecular function: long-chain fatty acid-CoA ligase activity.
ACAUUUAGGGCACUUACAAGUUGAAAACAAAACAAGUGAAAGUUCGAUGUUUGAUAUCAAAGUCCAAGGGCGCAAAAGUUCAACGCAUUAUUUCGUAAAAUUAAAAAAAAUAUACACAAAGGCGUGUCACUUAUUACUACAUUAAGCACCGAUAAGAUUAGUAUUAUUAUUUUGUCAUAAGAAUCUGCUAUUAAAUAGCGGCGGUAGAACUAACAGUGUUAAACCAUUAUUUAGUAAAGUUUUUAAUCUAUCUCAGUCGUGUAACGGAGACGUAAGAUCAAAAUGUCGAAUACAUUGAGACGUACUGCACAACAAUUGUUGAAGACACAUAAGUAUGCAACUGCAACAUCAAGUAUAAGGCAAAAAACAGUAGAAAAAAACAUUCUGACAUCUGUCUACAAGGAUAUUCCUGUAACAAAUAUGACGAUCAAUGAUUUUGUUUGGCAAAAUUUGGAUAGAUGGCCCGACAAGACUGCUACAGUAUGCGCGCUGACCGGUCACGGGUACACUUACGCCCAAACGCACAGGAUGUCGGUAACAUUCGCAGCGUCCUUACGAUCGAAACUGAAACUGAAGAAUGACGACAAAGUGGCGGUUAUCUUGCCGAAUUUACCAGAAUAUCCCUGUACAUUGCUGGGCAUAUUGCAGGCUGGCUGUGUUGCCAGCAUGAUGAACCCAGCUUACACGUCUCAUGAAUUAAAACGACAAUUGGAGCUGAUCGAUUGUAAAGCUAUCGUCAGUUCCAAAAUGUCGUACGCGAACAUAAAACAGGCACUGGACGAGUUGAAAGUCAACGUGCCUAUAAUACUAGUUGACAACGAGGGUCUGCCCGAGGGCGCGAUAAAAUUCGCCGAACUAGCCGAAGAUUUCAACGUCGACAUUGACUGUUUGAAGUCCGUUCAGAGGGGUCCCAAAGACGUCGCGAUCCUGCCGUUCUCCAGUGGAACCACGGGCUUCCCCAAGGCCGUGGUUCUCGAUCACGGAGGCGUUGUCGCCUUGAACCAAAUGAUAAUAGACCCGGAGAUUGUUGUGAUAGAAGAGACCACCGCAACACACCAGUCAGUGUUGCCAGCGAUCUUGCCGUUUUUCCACAUAUUCGGUUUCAAUUCCCUAAUGAUGAACCAAAUGGCGCAGGGCGUGAAAUUAGUCACGAUGCCGUAUUUCAAACCGGAUCUUUUCCUGCAGACCAUCGUGAAGUACAAGGCGGAAGUGCUCUUCAUUGUUCCGCCGAUGGUGGUAUUCCUGGGUAAGCAUCCGGCGGUUAAACCUGAACAUCUGGCCACCGUCAAGGGCAUGAUCAGCGGAGCCGCUCCGCUCUCGGCCGCGGAUGCUGCGGCCGUAUUGGAAAAGAACAAAAACAUAAUAUUCCGCCAAGGUUACGGCCUGACCGAGACGAAUGGAGCCGUCACUGUCGGUAGGAAUGAUGACGCGAACCACGCGGCCGUUGGACACGUGCUCGGCAGCUGCGAGGUCAAGGUAGCUGACCUCAACACGCAGGAAGCAUUGGGCGCGGGGCAGGAAGGCGAGAUCUGGUGUCGCGGCCCAAACCUGAUGUCCGGUUAUUAUCUAGACGAAAAGUCCACCAGGGAGGUCAUGACGGAGGAUGGCUGGUACAAAACCGGAGACAUUGGGAAGUACGACGAGAACAAAUAUCUGUACGUCACGGAUAGACUGAAGGAACUCAUCAAGGUCAAAGGUUUCCAAGUACCGCCUGCUGAAUUGGAGACCGUCAUCAGAACGCACUCCAAGGUCCUAGACUGCGCGGUCCUGGGCAUACCGGACCCCGUAACGGGGGAAGUACCGAAGGCCUUUAUAGUCCCUCAACAGGGUCAGACCCUCGACGCUGAUGAGUUAUUAGAGUACGUCAACAGUAAAGUGGCCGUCUUCAAGAAGAUCAAGGAAGUCCAGUUCGUGGAAGAAAUACCCAAGAAUUCGGCAGGUAAGAUCCUAAGGAAGCAGCUGAAAGAAAAAUAUUGUUAGGAUCUUGCUGGGUUCCCGCGUGCUCAACAAAAACUCCCUUAUGACUGUCUGCCUUGUCUUCCUUUGUAUUAUAAUAAGCUUUAGGUCUUUAAAUAGAGAAAAAGAAGUUCACAAAGUUUUCAGUUUCCAUAGCUGAAGACAUAUUAUUAUCGUCUUCUCGCAUUAAAACUGUAUAAUCUCAAAACUUACUAAUUUUUCAGGAGAGCGUUUUAAAGGUUUAACAUGUGAUAUUUU